GGGAAGUGGAAGCGCCGGGCCCUGCUGCCGCCGCCGCCGCCGCCGCCGCCGGAGGAGAGUCAGACACAGCGGGACCGACCGGGACUGGAAGUGGGGCCGCCGCCAUGAGUGACCAGCAGUUGGAUUGUGCCUUGGACUUAAUGAGGCGCCUGCCUCCUCAGCAGAUCGAGAAGAACCUCAGUGACUUGAUUGACUUGGUCCCCAGCCUAUGUGAAGAUCUUCUGUCCUCUGUCGAUCAGCCCUUGAAAAUUGCCAGAGAUAAAGUGGUGGGAAAGGAUUAUCUUUUAUGUGACUACAACAGAGACGGAGAUUCCUACAGGUCACCUUGGAGCAACAGGUAUGACCCUCCAUUGGAAGAUGGGGCCAUGCCAUCUGCUCGCCUGCGUAAGCUGGAGGUAGAAGCCAACAAUGCCUUUGACCAGUACCGAGACCUGUAUUUUGAAGGUGGUGUCUCCUCUGUCUACCUCUGGGAUCUGGAUCACGGCUUUGCAGGAGUGAUCCUUAUUAAGAAGGCUGGCGAUGGAUCAAAGAAGAUCAAAGGCUGUUGGGAUUCCAUCCAUGUGGUGGAAGUUCAGGAGAAAUCCAGCGGCCGCACUGCCCAUUACAAGCUGACCUCCACAGUGAUGCUGUGGCUGCAGACCAAUAAAUCGGGCUCUGGCACCAUGAACCUCGGAGGCAGCCUCACUAGACAGAUGGAGAAAGACGAAACCGUGUGUGACUCUUCCCCACACAUAGCCAACAUCGGACGCCUGGUAGAGGAUAUGGAAAAUAAAAUCAGAAGUACGCUGAAUGAGAUCUACUUUGGGAAGACAAAGGACAUUGUCAACGGGCUCAGGUCUGUGCAGACUUUUGCAGACAAAUCAAAGCAAGAAGCCCUUAAAAACGAUCUGGUGGAGGCUUUGAAGAGGAAGCAGCAAAGUUAAACUAUUCCUCCUGCUAACAAGCCGCGCUGUGCACUCACUAGAUUCCUUUCUUAGAGAACUCUGCCUCCGCCACCCUCCCCCCACGUCACAUAACAAUCUGCUUCCGAGCUGGCCAUCUCUCCCGUGAAUAAAGCUGUAUAAGCCUUCUCAGUCUGA
Vombatus ursinus (common wombat) is the source of this 1079-nucleotide messenger RNA. RefSeq names its product F-actin-capping protein subunit beta. The record is from RefSeq and is a predicted model, not a curated record. Gene Ontology annotation, molecular function: actin filament binding. Gene Ontology annotation, cellular component: F-actin capping protein complex; cytoplasm. Gene Ontology annotation, biological process: cell morphogenesis; negative regulation of filopodium assembly; actin cytoskeleton organization. NCBI's taxonomy places the organism in Eukaryota, Metazoa, Chordata, Mammalia, Diprotodontia, Vombatidae. The transcript has 9 exons. Bases 105 to 923 code for a protein of 272 amino acids.